AUGGCGGAAGACGCAGAGAGCGAUAUUGCUAUUCGUUUUGUCGACGAAAACGACUACAGAGAGAUUUUUGCUAAAGCUGUGUCAGCAAAACGGAAAUUAAAAAAGAAUCGCCCUUCCUGGCUUGUUUCUAGCUGAGAGUUCUAGCGAAGAAGAUGAAAAAGUCAGUGCAAGCGAGGAGGAAGCUGUAACCGAAACGGAGAGUGCCAAUGAAAUACAAGAAAACAAAGAAAGCUCCUAUUCCGAUGAUAGUUCAGCAGAUAAAGCGAGGAAAAGUGCAGGGAAGCCUAAACCUGCGCCUUCGAGUUCGACCGUCACCAAAUCAAGGAAAAGGGCGCCGAAGAAAUUCAAUAAACGGAACAAGAGUCUUUCGGAAGAGCAGAUGGAGCGAUUCCCUUUUCCCAGG
Molecule: messenger RNA, 403 nt
Organism: Porites evermanni
Lineage: Eukaryota; Metazoa; Cnidaria; Anthozoa; Scleractinia; Poritidae
Source: the annotation of a GenBank genome assembly